Olea europaea var. sylvestris is the source of this 957-nucleotide messenger RNA. RefSeq lists its product as uncharacterized. Gene Ontology annotation, molecular function: nucleic acid binding. The transcript has 4 exons. Bases 1 to 957 code for a protein of 318 amino acids. The record is from RefSeq and is a predicted model, not a curated record. NCBI's taxonomy places the organism in Eukaryota, Viridiplantae, Streptophyta, Magnoliopsida, Lamiales, Oleaceae.
AUGGUAAGAGAACGUGAUGAUUGCUCUCAUAGUCAAGACCUUGCUUUAUGGGUCGAUCACCCUGCUGCACUUACUGAUAAGAGUACCUCUGAUGAUAAAGAGAUGGAAAAAUGGGAAAGAACGAAACGCAUAAGCUUAAUGGUCAUGAAGUGUGCUAUUCCAGAAGCAUUCCGGGGCAUUAUGUCCGAUAAGGAGGAGGAAAGAUUGAAGCAUGAGAAGACAGAGAAUGCUCAUUUAGCCACUGUGUCCAGGGAUAAAAUGAACAAGAAACGGAAAAUUGAUAAGGAAGAUGCGGGUACAACAUUGCAAAAGAAACAACAUAAGGAAUCAACUGAAGGUUGGCUCACUAUGAAUGGCGUUGCUGAGAGACGAAAUAGAUCACUUAAAGACAUAGUGAGGAGUAUGAUUAGUCAUUUUACCUUACUAGAAUCUCUCUGGGGUGAAGCAUUAAAGGCUACAACAUAUAUACUCAACAGAGUUCCAACUAAGGCCACUGAUAAAACUCCUUAUGAGCUUUGGAUGGGUAAGAAGCCUAGUUUGAAACAUAUACACAUUUGGGGAUGUUCAGUUGAGGCAAGGCUCUAUAAGCCAAAUGAAAAGAAACUGGACGCAAAAACCAUCAUUUGCUACUUUAUUGGAUAUUCCGAAAGGUCCAGGGGUUACAAGUUUUAUGAUCCCACAACUAAGGAAAUUUACAAGACAGGAAAUGCUAGGUCCAUUGAGGAUGUUAAGUUUGUGAGGAGAGAAAGGGUUACACGCUUUGUCUUUAAGGAGGAAUAUCCUCAAGAACCAAUGCCAUCAAGAAGAUCCACUAGAGGGAGGAGAAGUGCCGUUUCAGAUGAUUACAUCGUAUUUCUCCAAGAACAUGAAGUUAACAUUGGAAUGAUGGAAGAUGAUCCGAUCAACUUCCGUCAAGCUAUGGAAAGUUUAACUCUCGAAAGUGGCUCGAUGCUAUGA